AUGCGUAAUCCCCACCCAAUCUAUCGUCCUCGUCGUAUUUCGACGCCUAGAGCACUCUCCCGCUACCUCGACCUGAAACACGCCGGCUUGGCCUCUGCGCCGCCUCCUAGGGUCCCAUACCUCAUCGACUUCGCUAUGGGCGCUUUGACACGCUCUGCUCCAGACCGCGUUGACUGCGAGCCGGUCGUGUCACCACGCCAAGCACCACGCUCACAGCU
This is a messenger RNA of Phanerochaete carnosa HHB-10118-sp, 218 nucleotides long. RefSeq lists its product as uncharacterized. The transcript is spliced from 2 exons. The annotation marks the transcript as partial. The record is from RefSeq and is a predicted model, not a curated record. NCBI's taxonomy places the organism in Eukaryota, Fungi, Basidiomycota, Agaricomycetes, Polyporales, Phanerochaetaceae.